Messenger RNA from Gryllus bimaculatus (two-spotted cricket), 1026 nucleotides. The record is from the annotation of a GenBank genome assembly. Lineage: Eukaryota; Metazoa; Arthropoda; Insecta; Orthoptera; Gryllidae.
AUGAGCGCCGAAAUUCGGCUACCGCGCACCGUAUGCCAUGCCCACACCACACUGUCCAGGACCCGCACUGCUGCGCCGUACCGCGCUGCCACAAAGACAGCCAUUCGGGGCGUACGCCCGAGCCGGCGAGCCGCCGACGGCGGCCGCUCAGCUGCCCGCGACGCCAGCCGCGCACGGCUUGCGCCGGCCGCCCGGACGGCCGCCCGCGUGCCGCCAAGCCCCGCCGGCGCCCGCCCCGCCGGCGGCGCGCCGCCCACAAGCGACGAGCCCCGCACCGGCAGCGGCAUCGCCAAAGACCGCGCAGGCAGCCACGCCACGCCACCGCCCGCCACCCCGGCCGACUCGCCACGCCCCGCCGCCGCCACGGCGCCACCGCCGCGCGCCGCCCCACCACGCCACCCGGCAGCCCCACGCGAACCGGCAAACCGGCAAGCGGGACCAGUGCACGCCACGCAACUCACCAGCCACGCCUGGGGCGCACCGCCACCGCACCGCACCAGCACGGGCCACCGGCCAACCGCACUCGGUGGGGUGGGGAAUGACAAAUUGCAGCGGGGUCGCGUUGCUCUUCAGGGAUGUUCAAAAUGCAGGCGCCGCUUGCUAACUGGCCGACGCCUCAGGAGAGUUUCCGUCAACCCCGGCUGGCUUACAGCGUACUGCUCGAGUCUCAAGAAAAUGAAACGAAGGACGCCAUUAAAAAAGAUAAGCAAACGGAGGCGACCUGGAAUUAGCGGAGGAUACAAUUUACCGCGUCCCGUGUCACCGUCACCCGUCACCGCCGUCACCGUCCCUGUCACCGUACCCGUCACCGUCACCCGUGCACCAGUCACCGUCACCGUCACCCCGCGCACCGUCACGUCCGCCGUCGGACCGUCGCCCGUCGCCGUCGCCGUCGCCGGCUCGCGUCGCCCGCGCCCGUCGCCCGUGCCGCUCGAGCCGUCGCCGUCGCCGUUCGCCGUCGCCGUCACCCGUCAAACCGGUCACCGUCACGCCGUCACCCCCGACGCCUUAGCGUCAACCCCUUGA